Messenger RNA from Tarenaya hassleriana, 2588 nucleotides. RefSeq names its product calcium-binding mitochondrial carrier protein SCaMC-1-like. Gene Ontology annotation, molecular function: calcium ion binding; ATP transmembrane transporter activity. Bases 618 to 2123 code for a protein of 501 amino acids. Gene Ontology annotation, biological process: transmembrane transport. The record is from RefSeq and is a predicted model, not a curated record. The transcript is spliced from 6 exons. NCBI's taxonomy places the organism in Eukaryota, Viridiplantae, Streptophyta, Magnoliopsida, Brassicales, Cleomaceae.
CAAAAAAAAAAAAUCUGAUCUCUUUGGACCGAGCAACGCUCUCAAUUCACAUCACCAAAAGCAAAAUCCAGAACAUGAUCAAUUAAACCAUAUAAAUUCGAUGAAUAUCCCUUGAGAAUUGGAAUAUCGAUGAUCCACCAUUGCCAUUGCGUUUGCAUUUGCCCAUUCCUCUCUUCCUCUUCCAUCUUCAACUUCAUUGGCGAAGCAAAAAGCGUCAGAAUCAGCAUCAGCAUUAAUCCCCAUUGUCUUCUUAAUUUAAAGUUCGAAUCUUUCCAGCGGCAAUUUCACGGGUUCCUUUUUUUUUUUUUGCUUCGAUUCUUGUUUCCAUCGUUUCCGAACCCGGGAAGAACCCUAAUUCUCUUUUCCGUUUGAUCCGAUCCUCAGAAUUUAUCAUUUCUCCACCCCUUUGAUCGGUUUGAAUCCGAGAGGAGAUUUCAAAAUUUCCUCCAUCAUUUCGGGUCAAAUUGCCCUUUAAAUGCCGGGUUCUGUUGUCGAUCUCAUUCAUUCACGUGCCCGUAGAUCUGAGGAUGAGAUGUGAUCUGAACCCAGAAACCAUGAUGACCCGAGCCCAGAACACAAUCUGAUCCCUUUUCAUCUGGGUUCCUUCCGAUUCUGUCAUGUCGGGUCAUGGUGUAGGGCACGUGGGUUUACCUACGAAAAUGGAAGCUGCGAAAUCCAAACAUGGCUGCUCCAACCCGGCGAAGAAACCCGGACCCGUUUCCAUGGACCAUGUUCUUCUUGCCUUGCGUGAGACAAGAGAGGAACGAGAUGUCAGAAUCCGAAGCCUGUUCGAUUUCUUUGAUUCUGAUAACGUCGGCUACUUGGAUUGUGGCCACAUCGAGAAGGGUCUAUCUGCGCUUCAAAUCCCGAGCGGGUACAAGUACGCGAAGGAUCUGUUUAGGGUUUGUGAUGCAAACAGAGAUGGGCGUGUGGAUUAUCACGAAUUCCGUCGGUAUAUGGACGACAAGGAGCUUGAGCUUUACAGAAUAUUCCAAGCCAUUGAUGUUGAACACAAUGGCUGCAUUUCGCCGGAGGGUCUCUGGGAUGCACUCGUUAAGGCCGGAAUUGAGAUCAAUGAUGAGGAGCUUGCUCGCUUUGUGGAGCAUGUUGACAAGGACAACAAUGGAAUUAUAACUUUCGAGGAAUGGAGAGAUUUUCUUCUGCUAUAUCCACACGAAGCCACCAUAGAAAAUAUAUACCAUCACUGGGAAAGAGUAUGCCUUGUGGAUAUCGGAGAGCAAGCUGUUAUUCCAGAAGGAAUCAGCAAAAACGUAAAGAGGAGCAAAUUUUUCAUCGCAGGUGGAAUAGCCGGUGCUGCUUCUAGGACUGCGACUGCACCUCUGGAUCGCUUAAAAGUCCUUUUGCAAAUCCAGAAAACUGAUGCUAAUAUCCGAGAAGCCAUUAGGAUGAUAUGGAAGCAGGAUGGAUUUUGGGGUUUCUUCCGAGGCAAUGGCUUGAACGUUGUGAAGGUGGCACCGGAGAGUGCAAUCAAGUUUUAUGCAUACGAGCUGUUUAAAACCGUUAUCGGGGAUAAAAUGGGCGAAGCAAAAGGGGAUAUUGGAACUAGUGGUAGGCUUUUUGCCGGGGGCAUGGCCGGGGCAGUGGCCCAAGCUGCUAUAUACCCUUUGGAUCUCGUGAAAACUCGGUUGCAGACUUGCUCGGGUCAAGGCGGUGGCGCGGGGCCCAGGUUAGGAGCUCUGACUAAGGAAAUAUGGGUUCACGAAGGCCCUCGAGCGUUCUACAAAGGUCUUUUCCCAUCUCUUCUCGGGAUUAUUCCAUAUGCGGGUAUCGACCUUGCCGCUUAUGAGAAGUUAAAGGACUUGUCCAAGACUUACAUUCUACAAGACAGUGAACAACCGGGCCCGCUCAUCCAACUAGGGUGCGGGACAAUCUCGGGAGCUCUUGGAGCAACCUGUGUUUAUCCAUUGCAGGUUGUAAGAACAAGGAUGCAAGCCGAGCGUGAGACAACCUCGAUGUCUGGGGUAUUUCGGAGGACAUUACGCGAAGAAGGGUAUAGAGCGUUCUACAAAGGGCUUAUCCCGAAUCUUCUCAAGGUUGUUCCCGCUGCAAGCAUUACGUAUUUGGUUUACGAAGCAAUGAAAAAGAGUCUCGAGCUCGAAUAACAAGAAUCUUUAGAGAAAAUCCAUGAUGAUGAAGGAAAAAAAAACAGGGGAAUAACAAAAAAAAAAAAGAGCAUAUGAAAGUAGAAGGUACAGAGAUUGUUGAAACAACAUAUUUCUCUCAUUCUUCAUUGAGUGAGAGCAUAACUUCAUGUUGUUAAGUUAAAAAGGUGAAGAAGUCUCGAGUUUUCCUCCGGCUUUGUAGCCUUUGAGUUCUUUACAUAGGAAAGGGGAUGAUGAUAGUAUUUUGCUUUAGGUCUUUAGGGAUGGUAUCAUUUGCCCUAACGACAUGGCAAAGUGGCAAAGUUCUUGUUUGGUGCUUUGGUUUUUCUGCAUAUGAUUCCUCCAUAGGAUCAUAUUUUUUGGAUAGUUGCAGGGUUUUUUAACUCGUUUUAUCGGUAUCGGGUUUGCUGCCAUUCGAGUUCUUGCGUCGGAACAAACAAUGGAAUUGUGAGUUUCUUCUUUGCG